Molecule: messenger RNA, 1424 nt
Organism: Solanum pennellii
Lineage: Eukaryota; Viridiplantae; Streptophyta; Magnoliopsida; Solanales; Solanaceae
Product: F-box/LRR-repeat protein At3g26922-like
Exons: 6
Coding region: 9-1424 (471 amino acids)
Molecular function (GO): protein binding
Source: RefSeq, a predicted model, not a curated record
AGUUAAGUAUGAGUCCACGUACUAGAAGCAAGUCAGCUAGAGAUCUGACCAAGUCUAUUAUUUCUGAAUUACCGAUUGGUGCACUACAUAGAAUACUAGAACUUAUGCCCAUCAAAUAUGCUGCAAGAUCUAGCAUCUUAUCAAAACAUUGGAGACAGUUAUGGUCUACACAGCCUAAUCUUGUGUUCGAUCCUAUGUUUUUUCAGCAUGUAUCUAAUACUGAGGAUUCUGCUGCAAGCAUAAUUCAUAAAAUUCUCAUGAAACAUACUGGAGAUAUUCUGGGAUUCCAUCUCAUCUCCGAUGCAGACACUUUAACACAGUCCGAUGUGGAUAAAUUCAUCAUCUUUGCCUCGAAUCAUGGUAUCCAAAAGCUCACUCUAGAAAUGGCCAACGAUGAAAAAUAUGUGUUACCUGAUAGCAUAUAUACUUGUGCAACGUUGACACGUUUGAAGCUCUCAAUGUGUAUCUUUAAGCUUCCGGAUGGCACCCGAUUUCCCAAUCUUAUUAGCCUUCAGUUAGAACAUUCUAAAAUUGCCGGUCAUCGAGGAUUAGAAAACAAACUUGAUUUGCCAAUUCUCGAGACUUUGGAGUUGAGAUUUUGUGUUGAUGUUCAUUCUGUUUCUUUGGUUUGUCCAAAACUUGAGAACUUGUCUAUCAUUAGCAGCUAUACAAUUACAUUUCGAUGUUUUUUUCUGAACCCAAUCUUUAGUAUCAUUAAGCACCUCUGCUUGAAUGGAACUUCCCUGGAGAAACUUCGCUCGGCGUAUGUGGAAGACAAGCUUCGCCAACCACUAAAAUUGCAAAGCCUGAAAAUAUGUAACUUUAAGAUUUCAGUUGAAAGUAUUGCUUGUGCAGUUUGCCUGCUUAGGAGUUCUCCCAACCUUUAUAAAAUCGAAAUAGACAAAGUUGCAAAGGUUGAUGAGACAUUGAAUCAGAAAAGGGAACUGUUAUCUUACUUAUCAAUGGAAAAAAACCGUGUGGAUGAAGCUCUGAGAUUGAUUCAAACAAUGAGGUUGCGGAAAUUCAAGGGAUCAAGAAUCGAAAUCUUCGCCUGUUACAAAGCUUAUGAACUCAGAGACACAUUCUUGGAUGACCAGUUUGGAUUCAUCAGCUAUCUUGGCAUUGGGAGGAAGGAUCUUGCGCAUGUUUCUGACCACGUUGGCUAUUGGCAUAAAUCGGUCUUGCUCCCGGAUGGUGCAUUCAGAAUCUUCUUCAUUGGCAGCAAUUUCCUGACUCAACCUCGAACUCAACUAUAUGUCACCAUCAAAAUGGCAACGGAAACACUUAGAUCUGAUACCAAACUAGUGAAGGAAGAGAUUGUCACUAAGCCACUUGACGGUAUCAGAUCUGAGGGUUUCCGUAGCCUAUUUGAUGGUGACACAGUUGAGUUCGAGAUUGAGUUUGGUAGUGAUUGUCGCACUUAG